This is a messenger RNA of Pterocles gutturalis (yellow-throated sandgrouse), 658 nucleotides long. Its product is annotated as cyclin-I-like. Gene Ontology annotation, biological process: regulation of cyclin-dependent protein serine/threonine kinase activity; mitotic cell cycle phase transition. NCBI's taxonomy places the organism in Eukaryota, Metazoa, Chordata, Aves, Pterocliformes, Pteroclidae. The annotation marks the transcript as partial. Gene Ontology annotation, cellular component: nucleus; cytoplasm; cyclin-dependent protein kinase holoenzyme complex. The transcript is spliced from 4 exons. The record is from RefSeq and is a predicted model, not a curated record. Gene Ontology annotation, molecular function: cyclin-dependent protein serine/threonine kinase regulator activity.
CGGCUCCCAUCAGGGAAAGUGGCUCCAAGAGUUGCUAUGAAGUGCCCUGGACCUCCAGACAGCUCGAGACUUGCCUUCUUGCUGGAAAAUGCCUUAGCCAGAGAGGCUAGGAUUUGGAAAGUGCCAGUUUUCCAGAAUCUCACCCUGAAGGGCACAGAUAUCUCUUCGCUGUGUUACAAGAAAGCAGUUCUCUGGAUUGCAGAGACCAGCUCUCGGUUCCAGUUUUACCCUGAAACGUUUGCACUAGCUGCCAGCAUCCUCAACCGGCUAUUGGCAUCCGUGAAGGCCCAAUUAAAAUAUCUGCAGUGCAUAGCCAUUUCCUGCCUCGUCCUUGCAGCAAAAACCAACGAAGAAGAUGAGAUAAUACCAUCGGUGAAGAUGCUCGCAGUGCAGAGUGGUUGUAAACGCUCUCCAGCUGAGAUCUUGAGAAUGGAAAGAAUUAUACUAGAUAAGCUUCACUGGGAUCUUUACACAGCAACACCAAUGGAUUUCUUAAACAUUGUAAGCACUAAAUUUUGCAAUUUUUUUUUUCUUUAAAGAAACAGCUCCUUAUCAAAUAAGACUAGAAAACAGAGAUGCACACACAUACACGCACCCACGCAUCCUUUCCCAGAUGAUUUGCAAACUACCUGUCCUUAGCUAUCUGCGAGUCUUUUGA